ACGUGUAUCCGUCCGUCCCGCGGCAUCAUAUCACAGCAGCAUCGCUCAUUUCUUAUCCGGGAGCCCCAGCUCCACCUUAACAAACCGAUGUCGGCUUUCAUGCAGUUUUUUUGCAUUGACGUCAACUGCAUACAGCACAAAACAGAGGCUUUCUUCAUGUAUCGUAUGCUUGAGUCAGAAUAUGGACAGAUAGCCAGACACUGGGACCAAUUUUAAACCAAUCUGACUGCGACAGCGGCUGAUUUAUCCCCCGUUACUCCGAGGAAGACACUGCGUCCAAGGAUACCCGCAACACGACCACCGUUGCCCAGAGUGCGGCCCAGGCAAGAGCCAGCGACCGCCACAUCAGGCACCAUGAUGGAGGGGGGCAUGCAGCUGCUGAACCGCGAUGGCCACAGCAUCUCGCACAACUCAAAGCGACACUACCACGACUCGUUCGUGUCCAUGAAUAGGAUGCGACAGCGUGGCCUGCUGUGUGACAUUGUGCUCCAUGUCUCCAACAAAGAAAUCAAGGCGCACAAAGUGGUGCUGGCAUCCUGCAGCCCGUACUUCCACGCUAUGUUUACCAAUGAGAUGUCGGAGAGCCGGCAGACCCAUGUGACCCUUCAUGACAUCGACUGUCAGGCUUUGGAGCAGCUGGUCCAGUACGCCUACACAGCAGAAAUUGUGGUCGGGGAAGGCAACGUGCAGACGUUGCUCCCAGCAGCCAGCCUGCUGCAGCUCAAUGGGGUGCGGGACGCCUGCUGUAAGUUUCUCCUCAGCCAGCUGGACCCCUCCAACUGCCUGGGCAUCAGAGGCUUCGCUGACACGCACUCCUGCAGCGACCUGCUCAAGUCAGCCCACAAGUAUGUACUGCAGCACUUUGUGGAGGUGUCCAAGACAGAGGAGUUCAUGCUGCUGCCACUGAAACAGGUGCUGGACUUGAUCUCCAGUGACAAUCUCAACGUGCCAUCUGAAGAGGAAGUGUACCGGGCUGUGCUGAGCUGGGUGAAACAUGAUAUAGAUGGUCGCAGGCAACAUGUACCUUGGCUGAUGAAGUGUGUGCGACUGCCGCUGCUGAGACGAGACUUUCUGAUGAGCAACGUGGACACAGAGCUGCUGGUGCGACACCACUCGGAGUGCAAGGACCUCCUGAUCGAGGCUCUCAAGUACCACCUGAUGCCUGAGCAGAGGGGAGUCCUCAGCAACAGCCGGACGCGCCCGCGACGCUGUGAGGGCGCCAGCCCUGUGCUCUUCGCCGUUGGUCAGUGUGCCCCUGAAGGUGGCGGCAGCCUCUUUGCUAUCCAUGGAGACUGCGAGGCGUACGACACCAGGACUGAUCGCUGGCACAUGGUGGCGUCCAUGUCCACUCGGCGGGCACGGGUGGGCGUGGCAGCCAUUGGGAACAGACUUUAUGCUGUUGGAGGGUACGAUGGCACCUCAGACCUGGCAACCGUGGAGUCCUACGACCCCAUCACUAACUCCUGGCAACCUGAGGUUUCCAUGGGCACAAGGCGGAGCUGUUUGGGUGUAGCGGUCCUGCAUGGCCUGCUGUAUGCUGCUGGAGGUUAUGAUGGAGCUUCCUGUCUCAAUAGUGCAGAGCGUUACGACCCUCUGACAAGUACAUGGACGUCGAUUGCUGCCAUGAGCACCCGUAGGAGAUACGUCCGGGUAGCAACUCUGGAUGGCAGCUUGUAUGCAGUGGGAGGUUAUGACAGCUCCUCACAUCUCGCAACAGUGGAGAAAUAUGACCCCCAGAGCAACACAUGGACAGCCAUUGCCAACAUGCUGAGUCGGCGUAGCAGUGCCGGGGUGGCCGUGCUGGACGGUAUGCUGUAUGUCGCAGGAGGCAACGAUGGCACCAGCUGCCUGAACUCUGUGGAGCGCUUCAACCCCAAGGCCAACACCUGGGAGGGUGUAGCCCCCAUGAACAUACGCAGGAGUACUCAUGACCUGGUGGCAAUGGAUGGCUGGUUAUACGCAGUGGGAGGUAACGACGGGAGCUCCAGUCUCAACUCCAUCGAGAAGUACAACCCGCGCAGCAACAAAUGGGUCGCGGCAUCCUGCAUGUUCACGCGGCGCAGCAGUGUGGGCGUGGCCGUGCUGGAGCUACUGAACUUCCCACCGCCUUCCUCACCCACCCUCUCGGUUUCCUCCACAAGCCUUUGACACGGGGUCACCGCUUGGCUGACCUCAGCCUCUGCUGCUACAACCCAGACUGGCUCUGGGAAGAGACGCAACUGCUCGGUUUGAGAGGAGGAGGAGGAGGAGGUAAAUGGAUGGAGAGGGGAGAAGAGAAAGAGGGAAGGUGUGGAAAAGGCUCCUGGCUUUGUUGAUAUCAGUACCUUCCAGAAUUAGUGGCACUCUUUGUAAAGCUUGGCCAACCAUGGUUUAAAAAAUAAAACAAAAGUCCUGAAAAAUCUAAAACAAAAACAAAAAAAGAAGUACCCUGUAAUCUCAAAAGUUCCACACAUAACUAUUCAUUUUUCAUUAAAAGGGAUUCCAGAUGAUUCCUUAAAGAUCCACUAACAUUUUCUUUCUUUUUAUUUGAUUUUCAAAAAAAACAAUCUGGCUGCUCUUUACCAGGUUUGCCAUAAGUUCUGGACUGCACUGUAUCUGGUCUGGAUGCCUGAGCCUCCACUGUACAGCUCCACCAUACAGAUACCAGCUCCCGAUCUCUGUAAGAGUACUGAGAUCUUCCCGGAUUUGUUGACAUUAACCGAUCUUUCCUCGAGCUCCACUUUUUUCUCCCACCACUCCAGUGUUUGACACACUCAUUGUGAAACAUGGUGGACACUUAAUUCUGUCAUGUGUGAUGUAAAUGUUUUUUUGGUUUUGAUGGGGUUUUUUUGUCCUCUGCAACAUUUUUUUCUGUUGAUGUCAGGAUUUUUUGCAAUAAUGUACAAAAAAGAGAAACUGAAUGAUUUUACUUUUGGAAUGUAGCUUUUGACUGGGUAUACCAUGCAUGUUUAUGUAUUGGCAUUGACUCCCAACAGGAGGAUAAAAUGUUGUAGUGCUGCUGUGCCACACUAGGUGGCAGUAACAGGCAAUGUUAUAAACCCUUCCCACACUGCAAGACAGCAUGGACACAGACCACAUAGAGAAGUUAGGCCCUCAGAACUGUAUAUGAGUUUAAUCCUUUUUUUUAUAUAAACAGAGAGAGUAAUUAAGUCAAACUAUAUGUAUUUAUAAAAAAUCUAAUAUAUUCUGUUUUAAAGAUGCUAAGAGAAGGAAACAGAUUAGACCUAUGCCUAUUUAAGAGUGUUUUUUAAUAUAUUUAUUUAGAUGUGUGACGUGCAUAUCGUAAAUGGAAAUGACAAAGAGAAUGUCUAAGAGUGAGAGAGGUCGUUGUUCAGUUUGUGUGCAUCUGGAGUUUCUCCUGGUUAAGAGGACUGAUUGUUGUAGCAGUUCAUUUACAUUUCUUAAUGUUUCUUCACUGCCACAAGCACGACGUCACAUGAACCUGUUCCUUAUGUCCGCUACAUUUGUGCAAAAUGCUUUGCAAAACUAUUGACCAGUCAAUGAAAGGACUCAAUUAUUUUUAUGUGGACGUAAAGGUGACAGUUUGAAAUGACAUUAAAGCAGCAAGUACUAGUUUACCUACUGUAUACCAACACUUGACACUAAUGAGUAAUGCUGUUGACACUUGGUGCUGUCAUAUUUCCUUCCAUGCAUAAUAAGUGUGGUGUCUUGUUAUAUUACCUCAUUGUUGAAAUGGAUCCAACUCUAUUGCAACAAAAUUGAACUAGAAACAACUGUAUAAUUAACUACAAAUAUAGUGAUGCAUGUGCAGAAGCACGUGUGGCGGGAACAUCAGCACUGAAGUUGCAUUGUCUAAAAUAAAUGGAUUUCUUUGAGUCUUCCUGACUCAGUUAGAACCCGAGUUCAGUUAAGUUUACAUGUAGCGCAGUGAUACUAUUCCAAACUUCUAAGAAGUUGCUUCUUUUUUUCCUUUUUUAUUUUAAGGAUUUUGUUGAUCCGGUUCUGCUUUAUCUAUAACUACCUUACUUUUCAUUUGUUAGAGCGGACCCAGUAGAAUAGGGGCUGUGAUGGUCUUAUCAGAUGCUGUUAGUCUGUAAAGUGGCUGUGAGUCAGGGCCAGACUUUAAGAGAAAGGACACACAAAACCACGUAAGACUUUGGCCUCCAUUCUGCUGAUCAAACUGUAAAUACAAAAAAAUUGCUUAUCUUAAAUCCAUUUGUGCAAUUUCAACGUGACUGUAGCUUUUUUUCUUUUUUAAAGUUUGUGUUCAAUGUGGUGAUACUUGUUUAUUUAUGAUAUGUUUGUUAUUUAUGAGAAACUUUAAAAUAUUGAAUUUUGCACUAUUGCGAAAUGGAGCAAUACACUGGGGAAAAAAAUGAAAUAAAGAUGUUUUCAGAUGUGA
Messenger RNA from Centropristis striata (black sea bass), 4363 nucleotides. It is a transcript of the gene klhl17, whose product is annotated as kelch-like family member 17. The coding region runs from base 355 to 2148 and encodes 597 amino acids. Gene Ontology annotation, molecular function: protein binding. Lineage: Eukaryota; Metazoa; Chordata; Actinopteri; Perciformes; Serranidae. The transcript has 12 exons. The record is from RefSeq and is a predicted model, not a curated record.